Cladocopium goreaui is the source of this 2868-nucleotide messenger RNA. NCBI's taxonomy places the organism in Eukaryota, Dinophyceae, Suessiales, Symbiodiniaceae. The record is from the annotation of a GenBank genome assembly.
AACUAAGAUUUAUGAUGGGACGACCCUCAUGACUGACACCGUCACCGAUCAUGCAGCCGUAGCUGAGUCCGAUCUAGGCACCGCCCCACUGGAUGAGGCCGCUGAGGCUGAAUUUCUUGAGACCUUGAUUCAAGAAGGAGAUCAAGAUGCUCUGUUGAUUGCAGACUUUGAAGCUGCAGCCCAGGAGACCGUUCAGGAGGACAGCGAGCUGGCCACAGCAUUUUCAGCAUAUCAGCAGGCUCGACAUCGCCUGGGAGAAAAAUUCCGAAAUCGGGGGUUCUUUCCUGCAAAACCCUAUGCUGGCAAGGGUAAGGGAUAUGGUGGAAAGCCCUUUGGCAAAGGAAAGUUUCAUGACAAUCGACCAAAAAAGACCCUGCAAGAACGCAUCAUGUCGUCCACAUGCCGACUAUGUGGAGUUCGAGGCCACUGGAAGGCCGAAUGCCCACUCAAAAGUCAGGGAAGUGCCAACUCGACUGAAGCUCAAUCGACUGCACCGACGUCCACUGUGAUCACAACCAACAGUGGCAGUAGUCUUCCUCUCGAGACUGAGGGACGCCAAACGAUGCCAACUGACUUCCAGCAGAGAGAAACCGUGAAAUCCAGGUCUGUAGAUGAUUUGCCAGUCGUUUCAAGAACUGACAAGGUCAUGCCCAAAACAGUAGUUUCAGACGAGGCUGGUUCCAUCAGAAUGACUAACACUGCAGAUCAACCAGUUUUACCCACCAAUCCAAUUUGUUUUGCAACUCAUGAUGCCUGUGGAGUGCUUGACCUUGGUGCGUCAAAGACCGUGAUUGGGUCAGAACACGUGAAGUGCCUAAUUCAAAGUCUGGAUGAGGAGACUCGUGCCCGGUUGUCACGAUGUCCGUGUCAGGUGACUUUUAAAUUUGGUAACCAAGGUACACUGACCAGCAGCCAAGCCAUUGUUGUUCCCAUAGGCCAUCUGAUGCAAGGAGGGACACCCUUCCUCAUCAGCAACACGUUCAUGCGAGCCAUUAGGGCCACCAUCGAUUGCUCCAAGUACAGCCUUUCCAGUCCGGUGCUGAAUCAUGAAAUUCCAUUGGAACUCACCGAACGAGGUCUUUUUCUAGUCAAUUUAAAUGAUCUUGUCAAAGCAGCCAUGAAACAGCACACAUCCGCAGAGCUCGACACGAAGCUGGUCGAGUCAACAUUUCUUGCAACUCGCACUGACAGCCGUGGCCCUGAAGAAACGUCAGCCGACGCCCAGUCAGAGGAAGUGCAAGUUCAGAAAUUCAACAUGUCAGAAGUGUCUCACCGCAGUGAAAACCAAGAAGCAUGUCAUGAGGCAAAGGUUCACAGGUCCGUUGGUUUUGUAUCAGAGGAAAGCCACGUCAAUCAGGUGUUCAACCAUCAGCCUGCGGUUCAAGUGACCGACAUCAUAGCCAACCACCCGAAAGAGACCAGCCAUACCGAAGUGGAAGUACCACUUCCCGAUCUGUCUCAUUUGACUCUGGCAGAUCUGAAGUCCGAGGUUGUGACCUUCGGGUCCAAGCACCAGGGCGAAACCUACGAGAAGGCCUGGGAAGACCAAGGGUGGAUCAGUUUCAUGACAGCCAAGUACGGAAACAGCAAGACACUUGGACAUCGACGCCUGAUCCGAUUUGUGGAGUUGAUGGUGGAGCAUCACGAGCAGAUGAAUACCCAGGUGCCAGUGUUUCCACCACCAGAGUCACUGGCAGGAAGUUACACCGUGAUCAGCGAGACUUCUGGACACAGAUCCAUCCAAGCAAAGGCCAAAGCAAGGCAUAUGGCUCCAUCUGGGGCAUCCAUGGAUCUUCCACUGGACAUCGACGAGGAGCAAGCCUUCGAGAUGUACAACCAGGGGAUUACGGGGGCCACUCCAUAUGUCCAGGAUCCGAAUGUCAUAGCCCUCCAGGAGCGCAUGCUCCAUAUGGAGAAUGCUCUUGGCCGAGUGAUCAAGCACUUGGAGGACCAGGCCGAGAAGAAUGCCCAGAAGGGUGAUUUGUCCACCACCAGUGGUCGCCAGCCAGCCAAGCACCGCGGCCGUAACCAGUUUGCUCGUUCCCAGCUUUCGACUCCGGAGGAAAGUGAUGAGACCGGAGUGAAACGUAGAAGACUGGAAGGUAAGCAAGGUUCGGUGCUCAGUGAUGCGUCGCUACCAGCCCACACAGCAGCCAUCCAAGAAAAUGCCGAAUACACGACCGAGGAGUUCCGAACACAACUCAAGCUCCGAGAGGCAGGAAAACUCUAUCGCAGUGCUCCAGAGAAUGUGCGGUCGGCACUCCCAGAAGAAGGAGAGCCCGAUGGGCCCGAUCUGCCGGAGGACAUGACACAAAUUCAACAACAGAUCAACCGCAGUUAUCAGAAUCCCGAUGCUAUGCAAUCGAUUCCAGAACAUGAACCCUUUGAAACACCAACCGUCAUGUUGCCACCAGGAACGCCAUCAGCAGACCAUCAAGCCACUACAUCUGAACAAGAUCCACACGACAGCAGUGCAAGUGAAUCCUUGCAACAACCUGAUCAAGAACCCGAAGCACCAAGUAGAGAAAUAACCCAGAAUCCCGAUGAAUUGACCCCACAAUCUCCGACAGAUCAAGCAGACAGCUUCUUCACCUGCUCCGAAGAAGGAUGUGCAUUGGCCAGCAGCGAUGACCAACAUCUCGCAUGGAGGUGUGAAUAUGACAUGUCUGUACCACCUGAGUUUGCUAAUGAGAUACCAACUCCUAUGGAAGCAUGGGUCCUCUUAGCCACCAAUGCCAAGAAACAGAGAACUGAGGUACGACUGUCAGAGCUCACCCCCAGUGAAUGGAAAGAGUUCGAGGCUGCCAAGCAGGUUGAAGUGAGCAACUGGAUCAAAACAGAAACCUUGUCGGUCAUCAUGCGGGGUCA